This is a messenger RNA of Pelobates fuscus (common spadefoot toad), 3436 nucleotides long. RefSeq names its product caspase recruitment domain family member 14 (gene CARD14). The transcript is spliced from 23 exons. Bases 325 to 3267 code for a protein of 980 amino acids. The record is from RefSeq and is a predicted model, not a curated record. Gene Ontology annotation, biological process: regulation of apoptotic process. NCBI's taxonomy places the organism in Eukaryota, Metazoa, Chordata, Amphibia, Anura, Pelobatidae. Gene Ontology annotation, cellular component: cytoplasm. Gene Ontology annotation, molecular function: CARD domain binding.
UGUAUCUCUUCACCUUACACGGGGAACAAAAGUAAAGUGUUACAAUUCGAACCCAGACUCUGUACGGAAUACUAGAGAUUAAAGGGUUGAGAUUUGACACUCGACGUGAGAUGUCCACAGGCAUUGCAGUGUCGUUGUAAAAUCCCAGCCAGAUGUUUAGAUCAAGAGAUCAGUGUGUCCUGCAUGAUGGCCGCUGCAGUGAAUGCGAGGGGGCAGCCUGCCCUCCCCAAAAAAUUACGCCUCACUUGAACUGAACCUGAGCAUUGCGGGCCAUUUGUGAGAUUGUCCGUUCUCCAAGACCCCGUUCGUUUAGUUCGGGCAAGGAUGGCCGCAAGCUGGAAGGCAGACCCAGAACUUAUGGAUCUGGAGGAAGAGGAAUUAUGGGAGAUGAUAAACCGACACAGGUGUAAAAUUGUUUCAAGAUUACAUCCAGAACGGCUUACUCCAUAUUUGCGCCAAAUCAAAGUGCUAGAUUCGUUGGACGAAGAAGAAAUUCUGCAUUCGGUCAGGUUGUCAACAAGACCAAUGAGACAAGGAUAUCUCCUGGACCUGCUUCGUACUCGGGGGAAGAAUGGUGCUGUGGCGUUCCUGGAAAGCCUGCUCCUGGUGAACCCCAAGAUGUACACCCUCAUUACAGGAAAGGAAGCUUCCAUCGCCCCCAACAGCUUCAGCAGACUGAUAGACAGCGGCCAGCUGAAUGUGUUCCUGUUGAGCUCAAUGAGCAGCUUGCACGAGGAAUUAACGAAGGAGAAACAGCUGAAGGAUUCCUUACUGUAUCACCUGCGCAAGUUAUGGGACAGGUUUAAACAGCUGGAGACGGAAUGCAAGUCUCUACGCAACAUGGAGACAGAGAACCAUCGACUCCACAAGGAAAUGGACGAACAAAGCCAGGCACUGAGCAAAUUAAAGGAUGUACAGUAUGAUCUGUCCAUGAGCUACUCGCUGGCACUACAGGAGAAAGACACCAUGCAGACCAGGAGCAGUGAACUCCAAGAACAGGUGUACGCCAUGAAGGAAGAGCUUCAUCGAGUUCGGAUUGAGCUGCAGGCGGCUCAGAACUGGAGCACCACCACCCUGUGUGAAGAGGAGCUAUUUAUGCUCAGGAAGGAGAACCAAAAACUGAGAGAAAUGCUGGAGAUUAAAGAACAGGACAAGUUGCUGCAACUGGGUGAGAUGCAACAAGCAGAUUUAACUCCGGAAAAUGCUCAAAAACUGCUGAACCAGCUUAUUUGUGCCAGGGAGAAGAUUGCAUCCUCGGAGGCCUUAGAGAAGACGUGGCAGGAGGAGAAAGAGACCAUUUUGAAAGAAAAAUGCCAUCUACAAACUGACAAUGAUAUCCUAAAGAAGAAAGCCGACGCAUUUCACCACCAGGUUUCUGAACUGCAGAAGGAACGAGACCAGGCCUACCAAGCUCGUGAUAUGGUUCAAGCUGAGAUAUCUUCAUUCCUGGCAGAAAAAGAUGGUCUGAGGCAGCAAGUCAUGGAACUAACUGACUCCAACUCUAAGCUCAGACUGCAAAUUCGGAGUCUGGAGGAGCAACUGCAGACACAGAGGAUGAGAAGAAAUUGCAUGGACACUGAACAGAGAGAAAAAUGUCUAAAGUUCAAACACCAGAGACUGGUCCGAAUGGACGCCAUCUGCCCCUCCGAGGAGGCUGACCGGAUCUCAAACUGUAGCAUCGAGCCUUGGCAAAUAAACAAUGACACCUGCUCCAGUUUGGGUGAGAAUAUCCUGCCCUGCAGCACUCCCAUUCAAGAAGGAUAUCAAAGUGCCUUCACCAAGAGUUGUUCCACUAAUCUUCCGGAUCUCCUGCAGUGUGAAGUAGCAGACUUGGACUGCGAGUCGGAAAUGGAGUACAAGAAAGAUCUCCAGAUGUUCUCUAAUAUGGAAAGUGGUGAGAGCACGGAGGAGAAAGGAUUAUCCAUGCCACGAAGGCGUCAUGCCCAAAGAAUGAACACGCGGACAACCAUAAUAGCUUUCCAGGGUGAUGACCUUCUAAAGCAGAUCUGCAUCAUUGGGGGAAACAAAACAGGAAUAUUCAUCCACCAGGUGACCAAGGAUUCCGCAGCAGAUGAGAUGUCACUGGUUCCAGGAUGUCAGAUAAUGGCUGUAGAUUUUGAUGUCAUGAAUCCCUCUCACAGGGUGGAUCUGGAAGGGAUGACUUCAGAAGAUGCCCACUGGACACUGAACAGAGUGAACGGGUUCUGCUGUCUUUCCAUUCGAUGCAACAUGGACGAGUACCGUAAGUUGCUGAAUGAUAUAGACAGCGGAUCAGCCGUUUCGGGGGACUCCUUCUACGUACGUGUCAACCAAUCUAUGCCAGGACGGUUAGGGGGCGGCAUGCAGGUCACAUGUGGUGAAAUACUUCACAUUAAAGACACCAUGUACAAAGGGCGUCAGCAGUGGUAUGCUCACAGAGUCAAUCCCUACACCAUGAAUGACGGCGAGUCUGGAUCAAUUCCCAACUAUCGACAGGCUCAGGAACAUUUAAUCAGCUCCAUCCAGACCAUAACGUGGCAGAAUGCUGUCCAUCGCAAGUCAAAAAAGCAAGUCCGCAUAGUGAGUACAGACCGGUGCACGUCUCACUUGCUGUGGACAUCUAUAGACUGUGGACUUUGUCGAUGUGAAGAUUCCUCUACAAGUUCGGCACUGACCAGAAGCUGCUUCACGCUGAUGCCAUACACCUUGGUGACACAAAUCAAGGUUACGUUACCACGACCGGUCCUGGUUGUCCCUUCUUUGCUUGGCCGACAUCUGAGUGAGAAGCUCUGUGCCACCAAGGACUUCAUGAAAUGUGAUACAGAAUGCUUGACUGACGCAGAGUACGCGGCAAAGUAUCAGCGCGGUGAUGUGAUCGGUGAGAAGGAGGGUGAGAGGUCUUGUUUCACCAGACAUACUGUGUCUUGUUUCACCAGACAUACUGUGGAGUCUGUGGCCCAGCAGAACACACACUGCCUCUUGGAACUUGGUCUGUCUUGUCUGGCUCCUCUGAUCCGAGUGGGGAUCUACCCAAUUGUCCUGCAUGUCCCAUUGACAGAGAAGAGUAUAAAAAAACUGAAAAAACCACUCCAUUGGUGGAGAAACUGGGAGGAUCUCCUCUUGGAGUGUGCGCAGCGGGAGGAGACAGAGUUAGACGCCUUGCCAUGCUUUUACCGCACCGUGGAACCAGAGACGUGGAACGAUACGGAAUCUCUGCUGAGCAGCGUGAAGGAAGUUAUAAUGGACGAACAAAAACGCUUUGUGUGGCUGGAGAACAAGCUGUGCUGAUCGUUGGAUGUUAAACGUGUCCAAAACUUCACAGCUCGUUUCAUAUCAGAGGAUGUCGGGUUUCAAACCAACUGUCCAGGACUCCCUAGCAGCACAGGUCCUCAAGAUCGCCUGAAAAGCUAUUUUCACACUUCCUCUGAGACCACUGCUGGCGGAUAAAGAGAAACAA